This is a messenger RNA of Closterium sp. Yama58-4, 1933 nucleotides long. Lineage: Eukaryota; Viridiplantae; Streptophyta; Zygnematophyceae; Desmidiales; Closteriaceae. The record is from the annotation of a GenBank genome assembly.
CAUAAACGAGGUGGCGAACAGUCGCAACCGGCGCAUAGAGCGGGCGGGCGACAGGGAGCUGAAGCAGGCGUGUGAGUGGCUGGACCACAACCGCGCUCAGUGCAAGGGGGCUGUCUACGGGCCCAUUCUCGCUGAGGUGAAUGUCAUCGACCCCGACGCCCACGGGGCCUUUCUGGAAUCGCACGUGGCAGGGUGGGUGUGGAAGGCGUUUGUGACAACAAUGCCAGAGGAUCGAGACCUGCUCGUGCGCCACUUGAAGCCCCUUGGCGUGGCUGUGGUCAAUGAGAGCAGUCGUCCUGAGGAGCUGGGUCCCCCCGCACAUGCCAUGGCGGUGGAUGCACAUCUGCAGCGCCUAGGUGUCACGCACCGAUUGGACGAGGUGUUCAACGCGGCCCCUGUGGUGCGCAGUGUGCUCAACCAGCAGUCGCAGCUCUUCCGCUCUUUCGUUGGAUCGCCGGAAGCUGAUCGGAACGCGGAGGCGAUACAGGAGAGGGGAGUGGAGGACCUGUGGACGCCCGGCAGCCACUACCGCUGGAUGCGCUCGCGAUACAACGGCUCCAUCUCGGCCACCAUGCAUGACGUCCGCCCCUCCCGCCUCUUCUCCCAAGAGUCGGGGUUGCAGGAGGAGGAGCAGCUGCAGGCGGAGAAGGAGCGCAUUGAUGCGAGGGGCAGGGAGCUGCAUGAGAGGGCGCAGGCCGUGCGGCGGGAGCAGCGCGCUCUCGAGGCCGAGGCAGCACAGUGCGAGAGACAGCGGGAUGAGAUUGUGAACGCUUACCAUGCACAGAAGAAGCAACGCACCGACCUGCAGAACCGCAUUGUGCAGAAGCGCGACGUGGUGGAACAAUCGCGGCAGAGCGAGGAUAUGGAGGAGGUGGAGAGGAGGGCGCGGGCGGACAUUGCUCUCAGCAUGGAGCGACAGCUGGGCAACGCCAAGAAGAUACAUAAGCACCUGCUGAGCCUGUGGCAGGAGAAGCGGCGCCUCUCCUCCCUGCAACUUGCUGUGGACGAGCUCUCCUUCCUGGUGCGCGAGCGCGAGGGCGAGUUCAAGGAGCUGGACGAACAGCUGCUGAAGCUGCAGCAGGAGGUGAUGCGCGAGGAGGAUCGGGUGGCGGCAGCGAAGCAAGAGGCAGCAGCGGCACUGGAGGCGGCGAGAGCGGUGGUGGACAUAAGGAGAGACGAGGAGGCCAAGAGGCUCUUUGAAACGCUGCCUAAUUCACUGGAGGAGCUACAGGAGGAGGUGGAGGAGCGCAUAGGGCAGGCAAACCGCAUCGUGUGCCCCAACCCCCACGUGCUGCAGCAGUUCCAAGAGAGACAGGAGCAGAUCCGCACAAUGCAGGGCAAGGUGGAGAGUGAGCGGCAGCAGCUGGAGGAGCUCAGGGCAGAAGUGGAGCGCGUGCAGGGUCUCUGGCUGCCGCGCCUCCGCUCGCUGAUAAUCCGCAUCAAUGAGGCCUUCUCCAGAAACUUCCGGGAAAUGGCCGUCGCUGGGGAGGUGGCUCUAGAUGAGAGGGGCGCUGACUUUCGUUCAUACGGCAUUCGGAUCCGAGUCAAGUUCAGGGAGAGUGCAGAGCUACAGGAUCUGAGUGCGCACCACCAAUCAGGAGGGGAGCGCUCUGUAUCCACCAUCCUGUAUCUGGUGUCGCUGCAGGACUUAACGCGCUGUCCGUUCCGAGUGGUGGAUGAGAUCAACCAGGGCAUGGACCCCACCAACGAGCGCAACAUGUUCCAACAGCUCGUGCGCGCCGCCACCCAUGACCACACGCCGCAGUGUUUCCUGCUGACGCCAAAGCUGCUGCCAGACUUGGACUAUGGCGAGGCAUGCACGGUGCACUGCGUCAUGAAUGGACCGCAUGCCACGUCCCUCGCCUCAACUGCUGGAUUCAAGGAGGGCGAAGCUCUAUGGGACUCCCUUCAGCAGAGCGCUGCAUCAGCUUAG